AAGCCACCCCGCGCUGGCCCGUGCGUGCCACGCAACAUUUUGUACUGUACACAGCCACCACAAAAGAGAACAAAGGACCCUGGAACAAGUGCUCGCACUCAUCCUCGGAGCACCAUCUACGGUCUUCGUUGAAAUCGAGGCAGGCUUGCAGCACUCAUGGUCGAGAUGUCAGAAGGCUCGACUUCUCAAGACACUGGGCCGCGCGGCGUCCUAAUUCAAGAGAUACCCGGUGUCAAAGUUCUCCAAUCAUUCCAAGGAGAUCCGGAUGUCGAACUAGCCCAAGGAUCGCUCCGGGUCCUGCUGGUGACUGUCAAUGUCGACAAUCCCUUUGAUGAUCCCAAAGUUGCGCCCAAGGAAAAGGGCAAGGCAGAUGUGGCUACGGACAUUUGGGUGGUGCUGGAGAUCGAAAGCGGCUUCUCGCUGCCAAUCAAGGCCAGCCAGCGCGUUGUCCCGGAACGCUCAUCGUCUUCCUACGUCCUCCCGUCAUCCGACCUGCCUGGAGCUUCCAUUCGACUGCAGCUGCUUAGCAAGGAAAAAAGCGACGUUGAGUUCUUUGAAGAGAUCCUUUCCGAGUACUGCGCCUUUCACGAUGAUGCCACCGGAAAGGGCACUAUCGAGCUGCUCGACGAUCAUGGCGAUCUUCUUGGCACAAUCGAUGGACCCUGGCAGCUCAAAGAAGAUCCGAAGAUGCGCGUCGCCGGCCACGAAAAGGACCCUGUCUUGCUCGAGCUGCCUGAUGAAAAGACAGAGUACAAAGCAGACGAAGCUGUAACCGUCACAACCGUGCCUCGAGAUGAGAGUGGCCAGCUCUCCAAGCAGUACAAGGACGAUUGGCUCCUUAAAGGCGCCGACUUCAUCUCAAGGACCGUUGUCAAGGGAUCGACCUGGGCGGGCGAGAAGAUGCUUGGGGCCGCCGAUUCAUACGUCAACAAGUCGACGCCUGCACCUGCCAACGACGCAGCUGUCCAGCGCUCUAACACAGGCAUUAGUACAACUACCCAAGCCAGCACCACGUCAAGUCGGCCUCCCAUAACAUUCAGCCCUCGAACACACAAGGCGGCAGAGAGGCUCAAUCGGUUCAGCGGAGGUGCCGCGCGGGUUAGCAACCAGACUCGCGACGCUAUCUUGUCGGUGGCAUCUGGCGUCGGCGACCAGAUUGGCAAGAAGACUGGAAUACAAGCUAAGCCCAGAGCAGACGGACAGCCUGGAGAGCCCCCAAAGGGCUUUAGAGGAGCGCUCAAUCGCAGCCUCAUCGCCGCCAAUGUGGUCCUCGACGGCCUGCUUGAAGGCACCGACAACCUGGUGCGGGACGGCGGACAGGCAAGCUCGCGGGUCAUUGAGCACCGAUAUGGUUCGGAGGCCAAAGUCAUCAGUGGCAACACUGCUUCCAUUGGUCGCUCCGCCUAUGUCAUCUACAAGGACAUCAACGGUGUCAGGCGCAAGGCCUUGCUGAAGAUUGCUACGGGUACCAUUGUUGCUAAGGCGCCUGACGGCAGCCAGAUCGUCCUUCAACAACAACAACAGAGUGACCCUUCUUCCAUCACCAACCAUGCAAGUGGCAGCGGCUCACACAGCCCUGCACCUCCGGGUUACGAUGACGACUACAAGGGCAAAGAUAUAGAAAAGCGGUGAGCUUCGCUUGUCCAUUUCAAUUCAAAGUCUCCUCUCUCUCUUUUUCCCCUCCUCUCGCUCGUGUUCCUUCCCUGUAUCUACCUCUCUUCCUAUCACAAAAGAGGUCCUGCUCUGAGCACACAGUUGAAAGUCUGUGUGCCAGACCGGUGACUUCCUCCAAUCUAUCGAAUCAAGAAUCUGCGCAGGAAUCACAGACUCACGAAUUGGACC
Molecule: messenger RNA, 1842 nt
Organism: Acaromyces ingoldii
Lineage: Eukaryota; Fungi; Basidiomycota; Exobasidiomycetes; Exobasidiales; Cryptobasidiaceae
Exons: 5
Coding region: 157-1632 (491 amino acids)
Biological process (GO): cell division
Cellular component (GO): plasma membrane
Source: RefSeq, a predicted model, not a curated record